CGCGCCAUCACCUCUUUUUCAUCAUCACCACCGCCACAAUCUAGACGACCACAAUGCCUUCGGUCUCUUCGACUCCAUCAAAACUCACGAACCCGACGAGUGCCGCCUCCAAUCAUCACUCUCAUUCUCCGUUAUGUAGGCACUCUCCGUCGGCGACGCUGGACCUGCUGAUCCUGAUCGUCGUGCUUUUCUCCGGGACAUUCCUGCUUUCCUCCUACUUCUCCUAUCUCUUUCACUCCCUCUCUCUCCUCCUCUCGCUAUCUUCCCCUCACCUCCCCACUCUCUCCUUCUCUUUGUCCCUUCCUUAUCUUCUCGCGUUCUUCGCCUUCUUCAUCCUCUUACUCCUCCUCCUCCUCGACUUCUGCUGCGGUCCGCGCUCACGCCGCUGCAAUCGGCCGGGAUGUAAGGGCCUGAAGAAGGCUCUUGAAUUCGACUUGCAGUUACAGACCGAGGACUCAAUCAGAUCCGCUAAGGACAUCGAUGCUUUACCCUGGAAGGGCGGCAGCGAGUCUAAUCCUGACUAUGAGUGUCUCAGGGCUGAGCUGCGUAAGAUGGCCCCACCCAAUGGCAGGGCUGUCCUGCUCUUUCGCUCCCGGUGUGGGUGUCCUGUUUACAAGCUCGAGGGCUGGGGGCCCAAGCGCGGUAGGCGGCAGAAAAGGGCUCUUAACGGGGGCAGUGAUCAUCGCUGAUUCUUCAUGAUGAUUUUGUUGUCGGACAACAUUUAAUAUAUUUCUGCUCAUUUACAUUUUAUCUUUUACAGUCUAGUUUUAGAUAUCGGACAAAAACAUCUAAAAUGCUGAAGAUUCUUGAUCAGAACGAUUUACCAAAUCCCUACCAUCCAGCGGCAACAUCUCUGAAAGAAGUAGCUCCAUAUCUGCACCCCCUAGGGAUAAUGUAUAUUGUUUUCGUUCAGGGAUGAUAUACAGAAUUUCAGUGGACAGUCAUCUUUGAUUUACUGAAGGAUAUACCAAAUUCAUGGGGAACAAGAAUAAAUAUAUGGUUCCCCUUGUUGAAAGUUUUAUCUUCUAUGGUUAAUAUUGUGUUUCUGCC
Molecule: messenger RNA, 1050 nt
Organism: Tripterygium wilfordii
Lineage: Eukaryota; Viridiplantae; Streptophyta; Magnoliopsida; Celastrales; Celastraceae
Exons: 2
Coding region: 54-689 (211 amino acids)
Source: RefSeq, a predicted model, not a curated record